Messenger RNA from Sinocyclocheilus grahami, 1641 nucleotides. RefSeq names its product tektin 4 (gene tekt4). NCBI's taxonomy places the organism in Eukaryota, Metazoa, Chordata, Actinopteri, Cypriniformes, Cyprinidae. The transcript has 6 exons. Gene Ontology annotation, biological process: cilium movement involved in cell motility; cilium assembly. The record is from RefSeq and is a predicted model, not a curated record. Gene Ontology annotation, cellular component: nucleus; sperm flagellum; microtubule cytoskeleton. Bases 92 to 1447 code for a protein of 451 amino acids.
CUUAGCGACCGUCGGUAUCCAAGCAACGGAAUACAAACAUUCGGCGACUUCAACCACUACAGGCUGUUAAUACUCUAACUUACACCAAAAGAUGAUGCCAUCCCAAAUUUUAGUGUCUCGCCCCUAUUUUGACACGCGGCUAGCGGCGCAGAAUGGCUCACAGCCGCUGGUCACAAACCCGGAGACCGCCGUUAAAGAAAACGUGUACGCUGGGACAUCCGCCGGUCUGGCCACGGCGGGCUACCGGAGCGCCAAAUACAGCCCCGAGGAGUGGCUCGCCAAUAACUCUGCUCUGUUAAACCGCUCCGUCGCGGACCGGGAUCACGCGGAGAGGAUUUGCACCGAGUCCAAAGCGCUGAAAGCGGAGACCGACGCCGGGACUUUACGCACGCAGACCGCGGGCACCAAACACCUGGGCAACCGGCUGCAGGACAUCCACCGCUGGAGAUCCGAGCUGGAGCAGCUCAUCGAGCGGCUGAUCGCGGAAACAGACCUGCUGACGGCCUCCAGGCGGCGGCUGGAGAAAGCGCUGGACGCCACGGAGAUUCCCUCCGCCAUCGCCACUGAUAACCUCAGCUGCCGAGAGAGACGCUUCGGACCGGAUCUGGUGGAGGACCAGGUGGAAGAGGAACUUCUUAAGGAAGUGGAGCUGAUCAGAAGCAUUCAGGCCUUGCUGAAAAAAACUCUGGAUCAAACUGUCAACCAGAUAAGGCUGAACCGGGAGGUGAAGCAGACUCUUGAGUUAGACUGGUCUGAUAAACAGCAUGCCUACAGUCUGGAUGACCAGUGUGGACGCUUUAACAACAGGAGCACCGACACACAACGGCAUCCCAGCUCAGCCGUGCUGCAGGACCAGGUGUGCAAUGAGGAGGUUUGGCGUAAGUUUACUCUGGAUAACCUGCGGCUGGCGGAGAGAGAGGAGGUGGCGAGCCAGGCCUUGAGGCGGCUGAUUGAGCGGGUCCUGCAGGAGACUUCUGAGGACCUACGGGCGCAGUGUGCCACUGUAGAUCAGGCCUUCAACCAGCGCUGCAUGGAACUGAGCCAAGCCAAAACACAGCUGGAGCUGCACCUGGCACAGAUUCUAGAGCAGAUUGGGGCUCAAGAGAGGAAUAUCUCAUAUCUGCAGCAAGCUGUGUAUGAUAAAGAAGCUCCUCUCAGAGUGGCUCAAUCUAGACUGCAUUACCGAACCGUCAGACCCAACUUGGAGCUGUGCCGAGACCAGCCCCAGCUCAGUUUGUUAGGUGAGGUGUCAGAGCUCAACAGUACAGUAUCAGCCCUACAGCAGCAGCUGUAUGAAGCACGCAAAUCUUUGUCGGACCUGGAAGAAAGCAGACUGUCCCUGGAGAAAGAUAUCGCUUGCAAAACAAACUCUCUCCUCAUCGACCGAGAGAAGUGUAUGACGCACCGUACACGCUACCCUUCUGUCACAGUGCUGUCUGGAUACUGACACGGUGUCAUGCACUUCUUAACAGGAGGUCUGGAUUCAUUAGACAGUCACUUCCAGUGGCAUGUAAUGUGUGCGCAUUUGCUCAGUGUUUUUUUGAAUGCAGUGGUUAUGUCUAUCCUCUGGUUUUAAAGAAAAUGUUUUUGGGAAAAAAUUUUAAGCAAAUAUUCUAGUUUUAAAUGAUACAUAAUACCCUG